AUGGAAAAUAAUGUCACUGAAUUUAUCCUCAUGGGUCUUUCCCAAAAUAAGGAAGUACAGCAACUAUGCUUCUUUUUGUUCCUACUCUUUUAUAUGAUCUUCAUGACUGGAAAUUUUUUCAUUAUAAUAACUAUUCAAAGGAGCUCAAAUCUCAACUCUCCAAUGUACUUCUUCCUUAGUUUCCUAUCCUUUGUUGACAUCUGCUAUUCCUCUGUUACAGCCCCCAAGCUGAUUAUUGACUUUCAAGCCAAGGUCAAGAGAAUCUCUUUUGAUGGUUGCAUGGUCCAGCUCUUUUUUGUCCAUCUGCUUGGCUGCACAGAGGUCUCUAUCCUCAGAGUGAUGGCCUAUGACAGGUACGUGGCCAUCUGUAAGCCUCUACGCUAUUUGACCAUCAUGGACUGGAAAUUCUGCUUCAUAUUGGUGGUGUUCUUUUGGUUAGGAGGCUCUGUGAAUACUUUUAUCCAGACCAUGCUCACUGUACAACUCCCUUUCUGUGGCCCCAACCUGAUCGACCACUACUUCUGUGACGUCCACCCUUUACUGAAGCUGGUUUGCACAGACACAUAUGUGGUGGGGCUCAUUGCAGUGGCCAACGGUGGCAUGAUUUCACUGAGCUCCUUUGUCAUUUUUUUGGGCUCUUACACAGUCAUCUUGCUUUCCUUCGAGUCUCGCUCAUCAGAGGGGAGGCACAAGGCUCUGUCCACAUGCGCUUCCCACAUCACUGUGGUAAUAUUAUAUUUUGUCCCCUGCAUCUUCAUCUAUCUGAGACCUUCCACCACUUUUCCUGAGGACAAGAUGGUGGCUGUAUUUUACACUGUCAUCACACCCAUGUUGAAUCCUCUGAUCUACAGCCUGAGAAACACGGAGGUGAAAAAUGCAAUGAAGAGACUAUGGAUCAAGAGGUUGUUGGGCAGAAACAGGAGAGACCUUGGGGAUUGA
Messenger RNA from Mesoplodon densirostris (Blainville's beaked whale), 939 nucleotides. Its product is annotated as olfactory receptor 4S2-like. The transcript has a single exon. NCBI's taxonomy places the organism in Eukaryota, Metazoa, Chordata, Mammalia, Artiodactyla, Ziphiidae. The record is from RefSeq and is a predicted model, not a curated record. Gene Ontology annotation, molecular function: olfactory receptor activity; G protein-coupled receptor activity. Bases 1 to 939 code for a protein of 312 amino acids. Gene Ontology annotation, cellular component: membrane. Gene Ontology annotation, biological process: G protein-coupled receptor signaling pathway.